UUGUCGAUAAACAAGAAAUUUUAGCAAUGGUGGAAGAUAAGAAGAACAACGAAGAGUUAACAGACGCGGAGGCCGAAUUGUAUGACAGGCAGAUUCGUCUGUGGGGAUUAGAAUCACAGAAACGAUUACGCGCUGCCAAAAUUCUUCUGAUUGGUCUGGAUGGCUUUGGGGCAGAGAUCGCUAAGAAUAUCAUUUUAGCUGGAAUCAACGCUAUUACAUUCCUCGACCAUAGAGAUGUGACAAAUUUAGACAGAUGUUCACAAUUCUUUGUACCUAAAGAAGACAUUGGAAAGAAUAAAGCCGAAGCAUCGUUACCAAGGGCGCAAAAUUUGAACCCUAUGGUCAAUGUCAAUGCAGACACAGCAAAAGUUGAUGAUAAGCCUGAUGAGUAUUUUGGACAAUUUGACGUAGUAUGUGCCACACAUUGUACCAUAACGCAACUCAAGAGGAUCAAUCGAGUCUGCAGGGAACAGAAAGUCAAAUUCUUUGCCGGGGAUGUAUGGGGAUCGCUUGGAUAUACAUUUGCAGAUCUGCUGGAACAUGAAUAUGCAGAGGAUAUUGUGCAAACGAGGAAAGUACAAAUACCAGAAAGCGGUGAGCCCAUGGUGAAAGAAAAGUUUGAAAGCAUAACAGUUACGGAGAAACACACCGAUAUUUUUGUACCUUUUGAAGUUAUACUGUACGUACCAAAGUCAUCUUUGCCUAAAGAGUCGGAGAUUUAUCAUAUGAUGCUAAUAAUGCUGAAUUAUCGCGAGAAAUAUGGCGAUGAUCCACAACCUAACGAGAGAGGCUCUGAGAAUCUGAAAAAUAUAGCUUCUCAAAUUAUUGAGAAGUAUGAACUCGAGAACACGAUAGAUCAUUUAAUAGAAAACGACUUGUACGCGCAAGUCAGUCCGGUUUGCGCUAUCGUCGGCGGUGUUAUGGCCCAGGAAAUAAUCAAGGCUGUAUCACAAAAGGGCACGCCGCACAAUAAUUUAUUUGUAUUUAAUCCAGACACAUUGUGUGGAAAGAUAUUGAAAUUGGGCCAUUAAUAUCAGAUUCACAGAGGUGUGAGAUACAAAGUGAAGUGACAUUUCUGAUACAGUGGAAUACAUGGUGAACAUUAUUUUAUUACCUCAUUCAUCCUUUUUAUACGUGAUACAUGUGGCAAAUAAAACGAGAAGAAAAAUACUUGUAGCUAUCGUACAGUCAUAUUUUGAAAAU
Messenger RNA from Dinoponera quadriceps, 1203 nucleotides. RefSeq names its product SUMO-activating enzyme subunit 1 (gene Aos1). Bases 27 to 1031 code for a protein of 334 amino acids. Gene Ontology annotation, molecular function: SUMO activating enzyme activity. The transcript is spliced from 6 exons. Gene Ontology annotation, biological process: protein sumoylation. Lineage: Eukaryota; Metazoa; Arthropoda; Insecta; Hymenoptera; Formicidae. The record is from RefSeq and is a predicted model, not a curated record. Gene Ontology annotation, cellular component: SUMO activating enzyme complex; cytoplasm.